Molecule: messenger RNA, 297 nt
Organism: Lontra canadensis (Northern American river otter)
Lineage: Eukaryota; Metazoa; Chordata; Mammalia; Carnivora; Mustelidae
Product: 60S ribosomal protein L39-like
Exons: 2
Coding region: 64-297 (77 amino acids)
Biological process (GO): translation
Cellular component (GO): cytosolic large ribosomal subunit; ribosome
Molecular function (GO): structural constituent of ribosome
Source: RefSeq, a predicted model, not a curated record
CAGCUUACGUUAAGAACACAGUACACAGACCAUCCCGCUGUGUGUGGCUGAUUGUUUCUGGCCAUGUCUUCUCACCAGACUUUCAGAAUCAAGCAAUUCCUGGCCAAGAAACAAAAGCAGAACCGUCCCAUUCCCCAGUGGAUUCAGGUGAAAAGCAGUAAUGAAAUCAGGUCCAACUCCAAGAAGCGGCGAUGGAGAAGAACCAGACUGGCCCGGACCGCCACGGCCCUCCUCGCCGCACCCGAGCCCGACGUAGCCACGCCCACCACCGCCCCCGCGGCAGCCCAGACCACGUAG